AGAGCUGGGCCCGGGGCAGCCAGCUGCAGCUCGAGAGGGAUGGAGAACCCAGCCUCUGACCUCCAGGCCAGGAUCCCAGAUGAUGACCCCCACAGGGCUCCCACUCAUGCCUUAGCGGGGACCUUGCUCUUGGGGCUGGAGGUGUAAACAGCGGCCCCAGAGUCCCUGGGCUGUUGCCAGGGUGACCGGGCAGCCUGGGAGGCAGCUCCGUCCAGGUUUGGAGGCAACCAGCCGCAGCUGGGAGGAAGCUGGAGCCUGGGGGCCCAGCAGGAGGGGGAGGCAGUCCCCGGAGGAACAAGCAGCAGGCACGGUGGGCAUAUUAUAGCAGUGGGCACCAUGAGCGGCAGGAAGCGGAGCUUCACCUUUGGAGCCUACGGCGGGUUGGACAAGUCCUUUGUGCGCCCCCGGAACCCGUGGAGGAGUGAUGGGCAGAGCCAGCCCUUCCCGCAUGUAUUAGACCUGCCCCGAGUGGACUCUGCCCCUCCCCACACAGCUUCCCUCUAUCCCAAGAACUUAGACUUGUUUGAGAUGAUUGAGAAGAUGCAGGGAAGCAGGAUGGAUGAACAAAGAUGCUCCUUCCCACCACCUCUCAAAACAGAAGAGGAUUACAUCCCCUAUCCCAGUGUCCAUGAGGUCCUGGGGCGUGAAGGGCCCUUCCCCCUCAUCCUGCUGCCUCAGUUUGGGGGUUAUUGGAUUGAAGGCACCAAUCAUGAGCUCAGCAGUAUCCCGGAGACCGAGCAGCUGCAGUCUCCCACGUCCAAAGUGAAGCUAGAGUGCAACCACACGGCCCGGCUCUACCGAAAGUAUUUCCUAGGCAAGGAACACUUCAACUACUAUGCCCUGGACACUGCCCUAGGCCACUUGGUGUUCUCACUCAAGUAUGAUGUAAUUGGAGAUCAAGAACACCUCAGGUUGCUGCUCAGGACGAAAUGUAGGACCUACCAUGAUGUCAUCCCCAUCUCCUGCCUCACCGAAUUCCCCAACGUAGUCCAGAUGGCGAAGCUGGUGUGUGAGGAUGUCAAUGUGGAUCGAUUCUACCCAGUGCUUUACCCCAAGGCCUCCCGCCUCAUUGUCACCUUCGAUGAACACGUCAUCAGCAAUAACUUCAAGUUUGGGGUCAUUUACCAGAAACUCGGGCAGACCUCUGAGGAGGAGUUGUUUAGCACCAAUGAAGAGAGCCCUGCUUUCGUGGAGUUCCUAGAAUUCUUGGGUCAAAAGGUCAAACUACAGGACUUUAAGGGGUUCCGGGGUGGCCUAGAUGUGACUCACGGGCAGACGGGGACAGAGUCGGUCUACUGCAACUUUCGAAACAAGGAGAUUAUGUUCCACGUGUCCACCAAACUGCCCUACACAGAGGGGGACGCCCAACAGUUACAGAGGAAACGGCACAUCGGGAAUGACAUCGUGGCUGUGGUCUUCCAGGAUGAGAACACGCCCUUUGUGCCUGACAUGAUUGCUUCCAACUUCCUACACGCCUAUGUGGUAGUUCAGGCGGAGGAUGCUGGGCCCGAUGGGCCCCUUUACAAGGUGUCUGUCACUGCCAGGGAUGACGUCCCUUUCUUUGGGCCUCCACUUCCAGACCCAGCUGUCUUCAGGAAGGGGCCUGAAUUCCAGGAAUUCUUGCUGACAAAGCUGAUAAAUGCAGAGUAUGCCUGCUACAAGGCAGAAAAGUUUGCCAAAUUGGAGGAGCGGACCAGGGCUGCCCUCCUUGAGACCCUCUAUGAGGAGCUGCACAUUCACAGCCAGUCCAUGAUGGGCCUGGGUGGGGACGAGGACAAGAUGGAGAAUGGAGGAGGGGGCAGUGGCGGCUUCUUUGAGUCCUUCAAGCGUGUGAUCCGAAGUCGCAGCCAGUCUAUGGACGCCAUGGGCCUCAGCAACAAAAAGGCAAACACAGUGUCCACCAGCCACAGUGGGAGCUUUGGCCCCAACAACCCAGACUUGGUGAAAGCAGCUGGCAUAUCAUUGCUUAUCCCGGGGAAAAACUCCAGUAGAUUCGGACGUCGGGGCAGCGCCAUAGGCAUAGGAACCAUAGAAGAGUCACUGAUCGUGCCCGGGAAGAGCCCCACCAGGAAGAAGUCUGGCCCCUUCGGCUCCCGCCGGAGUAGCGCCAUAGGCAUCGAAAACAUCCAGGAGGUUCAGGAGAAGAGACCUGAUGCUGAGUCACCCCGCUGUCCCCGUGUGCCCCGAAGAGAGAGCCCGCCUGCUGGCCAGAAGACCCCAGACAGUGGACACGUCUCCCAGGAGCCCAAGUCAGAGAAUUCAUCCAACCAAAGCUCCCCGGAGAUGCCCACCACCAAAAACAGGGCAGAGAUGGCCAUCCAGAAGGCCGAGGCGCUGAAGGAUUUCUCCCGCUCAUCCUCCAGUGCCAGCAGCUUUGCCAGCGUCGUAGAGGAGACGGAGGGCACCACCGAAGAUGACGUGGGCAUGGAAAGUGUGUCCUCCUCUGGGAUGCCACACAAGAGAGACUCCUUCAUCUACAGUACUUGGCUAGAGGACAGCGUCAGUACUGCCAGUGGGGGAAGCUCGCCAGGCCCCUCUCGGUCACCACAGCCAGAUGCCAGGAAAUCGGGGGACCCUACCUGUCCAGAGAUUAAGAUCCAGCUGGAGGCACCUGAGCAGCAGCAGCAGCAGCAGCAGCAGCAGCAGCACACACCCCAUUUGGGCUGCUAGCCCUCCCAGCCAGGCUUCCACGGAUAGGACAUCCCAGACCUUCCAUUCCCUGGAGAUGACCUGGAUCCCUGCCCACAUCAGAAGAAAUCAGGCUGGCACCUUUCUGGGCUGGGUACCUUCUGGGGCAUCUCAAAAGCAAGGAUCACUGUACACAGCUGCUCUUGCCAGGGUUCAAGAUGGCUGUGGGGCUGGCAGGAUGCUCUGGUGGAGUGGAAGAAACCUUGGUCUAGUCCCAGUCCUCGUCCUGCCCUCUCCUAGCUAUGUGAGCCAAGUCAUUUCUCUUCUGGCCUCAGUUUCUUCCUUGGUCACAGGAAGGGGGUUCAGACUAGAUGAUCCCUUAGGUCUUCCCCAGUUCCAGAAUUCUGUCAUCCUCUAAAGCCUGCUCAGGCGGGAAGCUUUGAGCUUCUCGCUGACCACCCUUCCUGUUUCCUUCCUUCCACUGAGUCAUGCCCAGAGCAGGUGCCCCCUCCCCCCCUCCAUCCAGGACCACAGGCUGCCCAAUUUUGCCCAUUAUUGACACGCCAGGUUGUCAGUCAGGGGCCUCUACCUCGUGGGCCCUGUUCAGGCCACCAGGUUGAGGGGAGCUGAAUUAGGUGUACUCACUGGGCCACCUUCCCCAGACCCUCACUCCUGCUCUAAUCCCUGCCCACAGGGCAAGGCAGUGCUUUAUGUCCUUCCCCUAGACCUGCCCUAACAGGGUCCCUUCUCAGUCAUUGCCCAUGGCUGAGAGACUGGCACCAUUGCCCACUGAAGGAAUCAGCUGGGCCACCCUGUUAACGCACCCACCACUGAGACUCUGGACAUAUAGUCUCACUUUGCCACCAUUGUCACUCUCCCCAAUCCUAUUCCUCUGGUGUCUCCCAGUACAUCCUGGGAGGCAGGCAGGCUGAUGCCCCCACCCCCAUUCCCAACCCCAACCCCUGCGCCACGAUGGCUGGCAAGAUGGGGCCAAGGCUGUGAACACUCGGCACAGGGAAGGCCGGCACCUGGUGCUGCCUGUGGUCGUAGCACCCACAGUUGGGGAAAUGGGGGGAUUCAUCUUCUCCUAAGCCCACUCCCCUGUCCCCUGGAGGCUCCUGGGAGUUGGGGUGAUGGAGGAGCCUACUGUAUGUCCAUGUUGUGUGUGUUUGUCUGUGUUUUUUAAGGCUUUGGGCCCCAGGGCCUGACGCCCAAGCCAAACACUUGUUUCUGAGACCGCGGUUGUGUGUGUGUCAGUGACAGGUGUACAAAAUAAAGUUAUA
Dromiciops gliroides (monito del monte) is the source of this 3911-nucleotide messenger RNA. It is a transcript of the gene RAP1GAP, whose product is annotated as RAP1 GTPase activating protein. Gene Ontology annotation, biological process: activation of GTPase activity; regulation of small GTPase mediated signal transduction. The transcript is spliced from 26 exons. The coding region runs from base 337 to 2670 and encodes 777 amino acids. NCBI's taxonomy places the organism in Eukaryota, Metazoa, Chordata, Mammalia, Microbiotheria, Microbiotheriidae. The record is from RefSeq and is a predicted model, not a curated record. Gene Ontology annotation, cellular component: cytoplasm; membrane. Gene Ontology annotation, molecular function: GTPase activator activity.